AUGUUCGGCGUGAGCUUGAAUCAGCUCAUGCUGGCUGCUGAUGAGGCGGCGCCAACUCUGCCGCACGGUCUGGUUUAUUUGUGUGAGCAUCUUCAUGACGGUGCCGUGGUCUCUGACAAGCUGAGCAAAACUUCAGCCCACUCCAUCUACGCCAUUGUUGAGGCAGACGUUUCAGAGACCAGCCUUGAGGACGGGCGUCGUGCUGUGGAAGGUCAAUAUGACCUGACCAAUGCUGCCGCAAGCGCACCGAGCGCACCGCCCCCGGAAGUUUGCUACCAUCUUUUGCGCGCUUUUGUGCGCGAGCUGCCCCACUCCAUUGUACCAGAAGCCAUGUUUCGCAAAGCUAUUGACCUGGCCACCGCCCAUGCUGCCUCUUGCCUGAGUAGCAUUCGCCAGCACCCGGGCUAUGAGGCGUUUGUGUCCGAGUACAUGCGUGAUGAAAUGAGCGCCAGCUCCCUCUCCGCCUGGCUUCGUAACGAUGAGGCUGUCCUCGUUGGCAAUUAUGAGGAUCGCUCCUGGCUCUCCAACACAGAAAAGGCAAGCCGACGUCAACUGCGCGAGCUCUUCUCCAGAAGCCUCUUGCGUCUGACCACCCCCGGAAUAUCGGAUGCGCUUCACGAGCUCUUCUUUGCCAUCCCGUCACCUCGUCGCCGCGUGCUCGAAUACCUGAUGACAGUCCUGGCUCGCAUUGACCUCGUCUACACCCGCGGGCUUGAUGAGGAUGGUGCUGCUGAAUUGCCCUCCUCUCUGAUGCCAGUUUUUGCCGAGGAUCUAGCCGUCUAUCUCAUCCGGCCCAUGCAUCACAAAAAAGGACAAACCUCCGUGGAGCGACGCUUACAGCAACAAUAUCAAGUCAUCUGCUUCCUUAUUUUUGCCACCUUUAUCAAGCGCAAGCAAAAUCUGUUAUCCACCAGCGAGCGCGACCAGCUGGAAUGGAGCAAUGAAAAACACCUUGAGCAUGAAUUUGGCCAGCUCAUCAACAUGUCCGCUUCGACGCCCCGCCUUCGUUCGUCGCGACAACGACAGCCCAGCACAUCGUCAUCCCAAUCUCUUCCGACUCUGCAAUUGGAAAGACCAAGCUCGCAUAAUCAGCUCCCCCGCGCCCCCAGCUCUAGUUCGAUUACCAAGAGCCCUGCGUCAAACCACGUCGAUGCUUCGCUGGAGACGCGAUCCUCGACGCACCACACUGUUGACCUGAUUGAGCACUCUGAUCAUGUGUGCGAGACUCUUGUCAUGCGCGCGCCCCACGCUCCUGUCCAACCGAUCCCACUCCCUCAUGAGCUGGACUAUUUUGCGCUGUGUCAACUUUCAGGACUGGAUCGCACUUGUCCACCCGCGACCAAUGAGUCUGCUCCCUCGCUCAAAGCGCCUGGCGCCGGGCUCGGACACCUACUUCACGAUCAGGUGGACCUCGACAGUUCGCGCGCCUUUCACGACGUCACGAAGGCCAACCUGCUGGAAGCCCCCAUCAUGGAGGCCAUCAACUUUGACUAUGCCCAUGCUUUAUUCCCUCGCACAAUUGACCUGCGAGCCACGCAAGAAGCGGUGCCAACUUCUGCGCGCAAAUGGAUUUUAGGGGCAGCCCAACAGCAUAAGGAGGCCUUUCCUUUUGACCAGGACGAUCGAUUCAUGCGCAUGACAUGCCUCUUGCCUUCAUAUGUGCUGAAGAAAGGCAACUUCAAGCCACACGUCGUCUGCCAGCCCUGUGAGCGACACGUGCGCGCAUGCAUGGAUGAUCUGGUGCUCAAUGUGGCCGAGUUUUCCGACCGUGCCCUCAAGGUUUUCGGCACCAACCUUGUGGAAACGCUUGCGGGCUGUCCCAGUUGUGAUCAGCUCUUGGCCAUGAUGCCGGCGGACCUCAUGCAUUAUGCAGUGCUAUUUGAGGAGCGGCCCUUUCUACGCAUCUCCUUUCGACACCUGCUGCAAAUGCCGCAAAUGGAUGUGACAACUCGCUUGAGUGCGUUUGUGGAUGUACUCGAGAGUCAUGUGCAACGCAUCGACUCGAAACUAGACAUAUCUGGCAUUGACGAGCUGGAGACUACUCUCGAAGAGGAAGAGGAGUCGACAAGCGUCGAGGCCGGACAUGCCCAAAAACUUGCGGCCUCGCUGUCACAUCCCCUCCCAGCCGACCUCGAUCUUGGCUUGCUGCCCCCGCCUGAAGCCGGCUAUGGCUCCAUCACCAUUUGCUGCCGGUGCAAGCGUCCGGCACAUGCAGGUUGCACACGUGAUCAUGUGUGUUUAGCCUGCCACGCUCACAGCCUGCAAGACACGGUUCUGAGCCCCGAAAGUUCUAAGGCCGAGCUUCUGUACCUAUCAGCUGACGCCGACUACUUUUCAUUCGGUUGA
Messenger RNA from Monosiga brevicollis MX1, 2346 nucleotides. RefSeq lists its product as uncharacterized. The transcript has 20 exons. The record is from RefSeq and is a predicted model, not a curated record. Bases 1 to 2346 code for a protein of 781 amino acids. NCBI's taxonomy places the organism in Eukaryota, Choanoflagellata, Craspedida, Salpingoecidae.